GCCACGGUCGGUCGUCGCAGUGCACCACUGAAACUUCGAACAAGCCAGAGGAAGGCGAUAGAGAAGGGUGAGCUGCGGCCGAUCACGAUGCCGAUGCAUUUUGUUCAUCUUCCACGCUUGCGCGCAGGGUGAAGAUGUGUCCAACGUUGUUCAUGCGUGUCGAAUGUUCGACCCCCUGCUCGGGCGUUCGCGCCAAGCAUGGCUACAUCCUGUAUCAUCGUCGUCCUCGCUUUGAGCCGGUCGUUGCAGAGAUUCCUACUGUGAAAGGACCGCACGCCAGCAGUGAUUGUGGGGGAGGAGGUGUGAUUAUAUGGGAAUUGUCAUUGAGGAUGAAGAGGCGGGUGAAGCUGAGCGGCCAGGAAAUUCGGCGGGUGAUACCCUUGUCGUCGCUACCGAAUACGCACUAGCCCCAGAGCCUAAACGCACUAGCAAAACCUCCUGAUACAGCAACAGCGACACCAGACAUUCGCUCAGCCGAAUAUACCGAAUCGCUCCUACUUGUCAAGCUCUCGAUGUACGCGCUUGCUGGCAGAGGCAUGCGAGAGAUGCCGAAAACCGUGGUGCUCAGUCCGCGAUGGCCUCAAAUUCUGGGAUUGCGCUGACCAAUAUGGCCAUCACGAUUCACGACAACAUUCGACAGGUAGGCACUGCCAGUACUGCUUGGAAGCAACGCUCUCUGCUGAGCGCUUGCCAGUCACCCUUAUGUCAACAAAAGCCUCUUUCCUCCGAG
Messenger RNA from Pseudocercospora fijiensis CIRAD86, 730 nucleotides. RefSeq lists its product as uncharacterized. The coding region runs from base 135 to 407 and encodes 90 amino acids. NCBI's taxonomy places the organism in Eukaryota, Fungi, Ascomycota, Dothideomycetes, Mycosphaerellales, Mycosphaerellaceae. The record is from RefSeq and is a predicted model, not a curated record. The transcript has a single exon.